AAUUUACAACUGUUUUGAACUAUGGUUAUACAACAAUCAAGAAUCUAGAUACACCAGAUACAGUUCUUUUAAAUGAAAAAAGUUACAAAAGGGUAGUGGAUGGACUUGUUCAUAACGAUGCUCAUAACGAUAUUCACGAUUUACUAUCAUCUAUUAAUAAUGUUUUCUUGGAAGAGGGUUCUCAUCCAGAAGCCAUGGCAAAUGAGAGUGAAUUAAUGCUCGAUAAUCAAGUAUCACUACAAGAACAAUCUAAAGUGUCUCUAGAGCAAUAUAAUGAACAAAUUGGUUCUCAAGAUAAUCAGCAAGCUAUGAAUUUUAUCCGUAAAGAUAAGCAGGGAAGUUCAUUACAAAUUGACGACUCCGAGUAUGAGAUUAUUGAUGAUGGUGAAUCAUCGAAAGUUAAUGAACAACUAUAUGAAAUUCAAACAGAAGCCAACACAUUAUUUUCUGAUCACCAGUCUGAUGAUUCACUGCCUUAUGAAAAGGACAAUAAACCUUUGCGUAUUAAUAGAUUGGCUCCAUUAAAUAUUUCACGUAAAAAGAAAGAAAGAGCACAAAUACAGUACACCUCUUUAUCUAAUUCAUCCGAAGCUGAUUCUGAUAAAGAUGAAUCAACAUCAUCGGAUGCGAAUGAUAUAACCGAAGCGCAAAUAUCCAGUAAGUUAUCACAAAAAUAA
Molecule: messenger RNA, 677 nt
Organism: Racocetra persica
Lineage: Eukaryota; Fungi; Glomeromycota; Glomeromycetes; Diversisporales; Gigasporaceae
Source: the annotation of a GenBank genome assembly